AUGGAAAAUAGUGGUACUUGGCCUUUUCUUAGGUCUUGUAAAAGCCUGAAAUCAGAAUUUUCAAAUCUAUAUAAAAUACCUAUAAUCUCAGAUGGUUUCACAAUUGGACGUAGCAUGUCGAAUUCCAUAGUAGUGCCAUUCAUCUCAAUUUCAAGAAAUCAUUGCAAAUUUACAAAAGGUGAUAAUAAUGAAUGGAUUCUAGAAGAUUAUAGCACAUUUGGUGUUAAAAUUAAUGGUGUGACUGUAGGCAAAGGACAUCAGAAAACUUUGUCUCAUAAUGAUGUUAUAUCUCUAGAACCAACUAAUGAAUUUAUGUUCAACUUUGUGAUUCCUUCACAAGACAAUGAGAACUAUGAGACACCUAGAAAACGUUUUAAAAUGGAGAACACUCAUAAUAACACAAUUAUUGAUGAUGUUAAAAUGAAGUUUGAAGAGUCACAAACAUUUGAAUUAAAACAUAUAGAAGAAAAGAUACAAAAUGCCAAACAAAUGCAAAAUACAUCGAUCAUUUUAAAAAAACAAUUACAAACAGAUAUGAACAGAAAAAUACAUCAACUAGAAAGUGAGUUUGCAUUACAAAUAGAAAAUUUAAAAGGAGAGAAAGAUGAAGUUGAACAACAAAAGAUUAAACUCAUAGAAGAAAGAGAUAUACAACUAGCUACAAUCAAACAUGACAUGGAACAAAAAAUUAGUGAACUCAUGGAACAAAUCCAGAAGCACAAUGAAACUGAAUCAGAAUUACUAAAAGAAAACAAUUCACUUAAAGAAAAACUCACAAAAGAACGGGAAGAGUUCUUGUCAGAGUUAAAUAGAGAAAAUACUUCUAAACAAGAAAUGUUAGAAAAAUUAAAAGCAAAAUUGCGUGAACAAGAAGAGAUCCAGUUAAAAGAACGACAAAAUUUUGUAAAUAUGCUCCAGAAAGAAACAGAACAGCUGAGAUUAGCUAAGGAAAAGGAGAUGAAAGAGUUAGAAGAGCAGAGAAUACAAAGGGAAAAUGAAUUGAAGGAAGAAUUGAAUAAAAUGAAAAAGAAUUUGGAGGAACAAAUACAACAAUCAGAACAAGAAAAAAUAAAAACUGAACAAUUACUUAAUGAGCAAAUGGAGUAUAUGAAGAAACUUAAUGAUGAAGAGCAAAUAAAAAUGAAAGAAUUGAUGACAGAAAGAGAAGAAUUACAAAAGAAAUAUAAUGAAGCUCAAUCUAGUGCUGAAAAAUCCCUUGAAGAAUUAAAGAUGCGCGUAACAGAGAGAGAAACAGAACUGGCAGCGUUAGCAGCAGAUCGAAUCCAAAAGCAGGUGGAACAGUCUAGUGCCGUCAUCAAUACAUUGCAAGAGCAACUUGAAAAGGUCACAAAUCAACUUCAAACAGUAGAAAGUGAAAGGAACACAAUAUUAGAAAACAUUGCUGCUCCAUCUAAAGCCAUUGAACAGUCAUCGAAGAAUAUGGUGCUUACAGAAAUGGGCGAGCUGAUGGAGAGUGAACUGCAGUGCAGUAUAUGUAACGAACUAUUUGUAGAAGCCACCACACUUAAUUGCUCCCAUACGUUUUGCAAGUAUUGCAUUUCUGUGUGGAAAAAAAAGAAAAGAGAUUGCCCUAUAUGCAGAGCAUCUAUCACAUCUGAAUGCAGGAGUCUAGUUUUGGAUUCAUUCAUAGAGAAGAUGGUACAAAGUCUUAGUGAAGAAAUGAAACAAAAAAGAAAAGAUAUCUUGGAGGGCAGGAAAGAACUCGAGUCGGAACAGGCCCGGCAGUCCAACGCUAACACCAGCCGAGGAAAUAGCAGCAGCUACAACUCGGCAGACGACGAAGAGUACUCCGAAUUCGCGGAGAGCGAGGAGGAACCAGAGGAGGACUACUUCUACGGCGACCGUUACGGCGAAUACGGAAAUGAAUGGAACACCGAGAGUGACGAUAGUCGACUUGACAGUGACGACGCCUAUGGUGGUCGGGUCGGAGGUAAUAGUAGUAACAGAAGAAUUGCGGAGACAAUAGAAGGACUUCCCGAUGCUUACUACGGCGGCUACGGGCGAUGCUACUCGUGUGGUGCCCGCGGCCACUGGGCGCCCGGCUGUCCCUUUAGGUAA
Molecule: messenger RNA, 2079 nt
Organism: Spodoptera littoralis (African cotton leafworm)
Lineage: Eukaryota; Metazoa; Arthropoda; Insecta; Lepidoptera; Noctuidae
Source: the annotation of a GenBank genome assembly